This is a messenger RNA of Amphimedon queenslandica, 465 nucleotides long. RefSeq lists its product as uncharacterized. The coding region runs from base 1 to 465 and encodes 154 amino acids. The record is from RefSeq and is a predicted model, not a curated record. NCBI's taxonomy places the organism in Eukaryota, Metazoa, Porifera, Demospongiae, Haplosclerida, Niphatidae. The transcript has 6 exons.
AUGCUUUCACCUGAAAAGAGAGUAGCAAAACUGGAGGAGAAAGAAACAGAAGGAGCAACACCUCAAUCAGUAAUUAAUCAAGAUAUACUAUCAGCUGAUACAAAAGUGACAAUAAUUAAUGGACAAUUGAUAAAAGAAAUAAAAACAAACAAACAAUUAGAAGAAACACUAACAAAAGUGAGAGUAAAGGAAAUUCAACAACUUCUGUCUUUACCAAGAAAUACUAGUUCAGCAUCACACAGUAUCAGAAGAGGAAUGAAAAUGGAAAUAGAACAAUUGCAAUUAUUAUUAACAAAUAAAACUGGUUUACUGGAUCAGAAUGAAUCAUUCAUGGAUAUUAAGAGAGAAAUACCUGAACUACAAGAACAAAUAUCAUUAAUGAGUGUAGAUAUACUAAAUAAAACAGAAGAGAAUGAAAAAUAUAGAAAUAUGAUAAGAAGUAUGUGCCAAUAUUUUACUACCUGA